Messenger RNA from Balaenoptera ricei (Rice's whale), 1604 nucleotides. It is a transcript of the gene SHH, whose product is annotated as sonic hedgehog signaling molecule. Gene Ontology annotation, molecular function: patched binding; calcium ion binding. Gene Ontology annotation, biological process: multicellular organism development; cell fate specification; intein-mediated protein splicing. The record is from RefSeq and is a predicted model, not a curated record. Bases 231 to 1604 code for a protein of 457 amino acids. The transcript has 3 exons. Lineage: Eukaryota; Metazoa; Chordata; Mammalia; Artiodactyla; Balaenopteridae.
GCCAGCAGCCUGCCGUUCCAGCCCCCGUCUGGGUGGGGAUCGGUGGCGAGUCCCCCGCAGCGGCGGCGGGCAAGGUUAUAUAGGAAGAGAAAGAGCGAGGCAGAGAGCGAGGGCGCCAGCAGCCAGCCGGAGCGAGCGAGGGAGGGAGAGCGCACGGGCACACACACUCGCACACCCGCACCCUCGCGCACUCAGACCUGCUCGGGCCAGCCUUGAGGUCCCUGGGCUCCAUGGACGAGAUGCUACUGCUGGCGAGAUGUCUGCUGGUGGUGCUGGUCUCCUCGCUGCUGAUGUGCUCGGGGCUGGCGUGCGGACCCGGCCGGGGAUUUGGGAAGAGGCGGAACCCCAAAAAACUGACCCCUUUAGCCUACAAGCAGUUCAUCCCCAACGUGGCUGAGAAGACCCUAGGGGCCAGUGGAAGAUAUGAAGGGAAGAUCACGAGAAACUCGGAGCGAUUUAAGGAACUCACCCCCAAUUACAACCCUGACAUCAUAUUUAAGGAUGAAGAAAACACUGGAGCGGACCGGCUGAUGACUCAGCGGUGCAAGGACAAGUUGAACGCCUUAGCCAUCUCCGUGAUGAACCAGUGGCCGGGAGUGAAGCUGCGGGUGACAGAGGGCUGGGACGAAGAUGGCCACCACUCAGAAGAGUCGCUGCACUACGAGGGCCGCGCCGUGGACAUCACCACCUCGGACCGCGACCGCAGCAAGUACGGCACGCUGGCACGCCUGGCCGUGGAGGCCGGCUUCGACUGGGUCUACUACGAGUCCAAAGCGCACAUCCACUGCUCGGUGAAAGCAGAGAACUCGGUGGCGGCCAAAUCGGGCGGCUGCUUCCCGGGCUCGGCCACGGUGCACCUGGAGCAGGGCGGCACCAAGCUGGUGAAGGACCUGCGCCCCGGGGACCGCGUGCUGGCGGCCGACGACGAGGGCCGGCUGCUCUACAGCGACUUCCUCACCUUCCUGGACCGCGACCACGGCGCCAAGAAGGUCUUCUACGCGAUCGAGACGCGGGAGCCUCGCGAGCACCUGCUGCUCACCGCCGCGCACCUGCUCUUCGUCGCGCCGCACAACGGCUCGGCCGUCCGGGAGCCCGAGGCGCUGUCGGGCGCCGGGCGGCCGCCUGGGGGCGCGCCGGAGCGCCGGGCGCUCUUCGCCAGCAGCGUGCGCCCCGGCCAGCACGUGUACGUGGUGGCCGAGCGCGGCGGGGAUCGGCGGCUCCUGCCGGCCGCCGUGCACAGCGUGACGCUGCGCGAGGAGAGCGCGGGCGCGUACGCGCCGCUGACGGCGCACGGCACCAUCCUCAUCAACCGGGUGCUGGCGUCGUGCUACGCGGUCAUAGAGGAGCACAGCUGGGCGCACCGGGCCUUCGCGCCCUACCGCCUGGCGCACGCGCUCCUGGCCGCGCUGGCGCCCUCGCGCACGGACCGCGGCGGGGGCGGGGGCGGGGGCGGCGGCCGCGUUUCCCCGGCCGCGCCAGGUGCGCCCGACGCGCCAGGCGCCUCGGGCAUCCACUGGUACUCGCAGCUGCUCUACCAAAUAGGCACCUGGCUGUUGGACAGCGAGGCCUUGCACCCGCUCGGCAUGGCGGUCAAGUCCAGCUGA